CUAUUGCUCCCGCGCUCUCACUCAAUAUAUUCCAUCUGCUCCCUCUCACUCUCUCCCCCUUUCCCUCCCUCUCACAUGCUCCGUUUCUCGUACUCUCAAUUACCUCUCUCUCUUUCGCUCCUUCACUCAGGGGAUGGAUGCAGGGAGGGUGACAGGGUUUACAUCUCCGAUGAGCGAGCUAAAGAAUUUUCUUGGUUCUUUCGGUAAAGUUACAUAGAAAACGUGACUUUACCAAAAGAACCAAGAAGAUAAAUCCCUGCAGUCACGAAAGCUUUAAAUCGAAAUUUGAGCUAAAGAAGUUCCCCAUGCAGAGAGGGAGGGAUGGAGGCAUCUGUCUGGAGCGCUCCUCACCCUCUCACCCUCUCACAGUGCCACUGCUGCUGCUGUUACUACUGCGGUUCGCCCUCCUCCCGCUGCUGCUGCUGUGGCUCUCAGUCUGCGAGCUGUGCAGGGAUUACUACCUGGUCGAGUGCUCCGUGCACGGCCCGCCAGAGUUCAUCGCGGACGCGGCCGUGGCCCCGGGAGUGGCCAACAGGGCCCGGCUCAGCCUGCCCCAGGGCCUCACCGUCGGCGCCUCCUCCAUCGCCGGCGCCGGCCUCGGGGUGUGGAGCAACAGGAAGAAGCUGCCCAAAGGGGUGAUGUUUGGGCCCUACAAGGGAGAGGUGUCUGAGGAGAACCCCGUGAGCGAGUACUGCUGGCUGGUGAGCUGCUGCUCCUGCCGCUGCCACUGCUGCAGCCUCCUCCUAUUCCUACAUCAUCAUCGUGUGUGUAGAGAGGAGGCUCGUGAAGGAAUUUACAAAAACAAAAAGGAUCGUGAAUAUGUUGAUGCUCACGAUGAAUCUAAGUCAAACUGGAUGAGGUUCGUCAACUGCGCGAGGAAUGAGCAGGAGCAGAACCUGGUGGCCUUCCAGCACAGGGGGCAGAUUUACUACCGCACGUUCCGUGCCGUGGGGGCCGGCUCUGAGCUGCUGGUCUGGUACGGCGAGGAGUUCGCCCAGGAGCUAGGCAUCGCCUGCGAGGCCGGGCCCUCGCGACGCCGCAGCAGCAGCAACGAGAUGGCUCCCAGGGCCACCGCCAGAGACCUGCAGCCUGUGCAGCCUCCACCAAGCGAGGAACACUGUGGAGUGGGUGUGGAGGUCACAAGGCUGCCGUGUCCCGACUGCAACCGUCAGUUCAUCUGCCGCUCUAGUCUACAGCAUCACGUGCAGAGGAGACACCCCACGAAGCCCAGUAACAAAAGUCAUCAGUGUGACCAAUGUUCAUUCAGCACAGACUACAAGAGUAGCUUGAAGAAACACCAGAGAACACACACGGGAGAGAAGCCGUUCAAGUGCACUGUGUGUGAGAAGGCAUUUGCACGGAUAUCAAAUCUCCACAGCCACCAGAGAACACACACGGGAGAGAAGCCGUUCAAGUGCACCGUGUGUGAGAAGGCGUUUGCAGACUCAUCACAUCUUCACAGCCACCAGAGAACACACACGGGAGAGAAGCCGUUCAAGUGCACGGUGUGUGAGAAGGCGUUUGCACUGCUAUCAACUCUUCACAGCCACCAGAGAACACACACGGGAGAGAAGCCGUUCAAGUGCACCGUGUGUGAGAAGGCAUUUGCACAUCUAUCAACUCUUCACAGCCACCAGAGAACACACACGGGAGAGAAGCCCUUCAAGUGCACCGUGUGUGAGAAGGCGUUUGCACGGAUAUCAAAUCUCCACAGCCACCAGAGAACACACACGGGAGAGAAGCCGUUCAAGUGCACCGUGUGUGAGAAGGCGUUUGCAGACUCAUCACAUCUUCACAGCCACCAGAGAACACACACGGGAGAGAAGCCGUUCAAGUGCACGGUGUGUGAGAAGGCGUUUGCACUGCUAUCAACUCUUCACAGCCACCAGAGAACACACACGGGAGAGAAGCCGUUCAAGUGCACCGUGUGUGAGAAGGCAUUUGCACAUCUAUCAACUCUUCACAACCACCAGAUAACACACAUGGGAGAGAAGCCCUUCAAGUGCACCGUGUGUGAGAAGGCGUUUGCACGGAUAUCAAAUCUCCACAGCCACCAGAGAACACACAUGGGAGAGAAGCCGUUCAAGUGCACCAUGUGUGAGAAGGUGUUUGCACAGCAAUCAACUCUUCACAGGCACCAGAGAACACACACCGGCCAGAAUGCAUUUUCUCAUUCCCGUGGAAACAGAAAAGUCAGCCAUCCUGAGCAAAACGCGCACAGCGCCGAGCUGUGAAUUAGUUUUAAACAACAGGCCACGUGACUAGCCGAGGCUGUGCCACUCUUGAAACUGAUUUUGAAUGUGAACACGGAAACCUACGGAUCCUCCUACACCUGCCUCACACUCUGUGGGGGGUGCGAGAUUAAACCGACCCGGCCACCCCUCGAUUGCAAGUGCGGAGUUCUAGGUCCCAAACACUGCACGUGUCCCCCCCCAUCACCUGGGGGUCCCUGUGUGUGUGAGUGUGCAGAGUCCCCCGUGCAGAGCUGCACUGUUGUUACCCUCGAGGGGGGCACCGCAGGGCGAUCCACCUACAGAUACCCCAGUCUGCACGUCUCCCGCUGGUCUCCAUGCGCACCGCGUGCCGUCUCGUAGCCCUGCCCCGUGCGACGUACGUACAGUACGUACUGUACAUACAGUACAUACAGUACGUACCCAUCCAGCGGUAGACUGAACCACGGCCGAUGACGAAGGUGGCAUCCGCUCACAAAUCUCCGAACACUCAGUCCAGAGGUCGCAACCGGGUACCCGAUACCCGUACCCUACCCGAUACCCGGCCGGGUACGGGUAGACCGUGAGUCACUGGUGAGUAACUGUUUGUCACUCAUUUCCCAACGUCUUGUCUCUUCUCACAAUUCAAGUUCCUAGAAUCAACCCACCCGCGCCUGCAACAUGGCUUCACCCCAGAGGUCGCAAUCAGGUACCCGAUACCCGAGUACGGGUACCUGUUUACAACGCUGGUGCGGCCGGGUACGGGUAAGGAAUCAAAACCCGUUUGCGACCUCUGACUCAGUACCGUAGCCCCGAGCCAUCACUUGCGCGAUAUUCACUUUGCUGCUGAGAGGAAAGCUACAGGGAGGAGGUGGGGGGGUUGCUAUGAGAGGACA
This is a messenger RNA of Lethenteron reissneri (Far Eastern brook lamprey), 3106 nucleotides long. Its product is annotated as oocyte zinc finger protein XlCOF6-like. The record is from RefSeq and is a predicted model, not a curated record. Gene Ontology annotation, cellular component: nucleus. NCBI's taxonomy places the organism in Eukaryota, Metazoa, Chordata, Hyperoartia, Petromyzontiformes, Petromyzontidae. Gene Ontology annotation, biological process: embryo development; cellular developmental process; regulation of transcription by RNA polymerase II. Gene Ontology annotation, molecular function: DNA-binding transcription repressor activity, RNA polymerase II-specific; histone methyltransferase activity; RNA polymerase II transcription regulatory region sequence-specific DNA binding.